Messenger RNA from Nicotiana tabacum (common tobacco), 1461 nucleotides. Lineage: Eukaryota; Viridiplantae; Streptophyta; Magnoliopsida; Solanales; Solanaceae. The record is from RefSeq and is a predicted model, not a curated record.
AUGUUUUCUAGAUUCAACAAAGUCCUUGGAGUCCUCAAAUCUUUUGGAAGGCCUAUUAAAAGUGGCAAACAGGUUAGAAAGAUCCUCGGAAGUCUAUCUACAAUUUGGCAACCAAAGGUUAUCGCUCUAGAAUGUCAAGACCUGGACAAAAUCUCCUAUGAUGAACUCAGAGGCGACUUGAUUGCUUUUGAGAAAACUCAUCUCUAUAGACAAAUUCAAGAGAAAAAGAAAACCGUUUCUUUCAAUGCAACUAUGGCUGAACCUAAAAAUGAAGAUGAAGUAGAAGGAGGAGAACAAGAUGAAAACAUUGCAAUGCUCUCGCAAGUUAUGACCAACUUAAUGAGAAGAAACAAAAACUAUAGUAGAGGAAGCAUAGUAGGAAAGUACAAAAGAAGAAAACUUUUUGGAGCAUGGAGCAACGAAGAGGAAUUUGAUCAUGAAGAAAUUGCCAAUAUGUGUUUUAUGGAUCUUAGCGACAAUGAAGAACCAGAUAAACUUGCACUAAUGACAUACAACAAUGAAGAAGAAGAUGAUUCAAGAAGACCCUAUUCACCGUUGGAUGAAGGAACUAGUGAAGUACAUACUCAUUUAUGUCCAUCUUGUUAUAAACUUCAAGAAUUUGUUGAUAUUGCUCUUGCAGACAUUGAAAGAGUAGUAAAUGAACUCAGAAAAGUCAAAAUCAAAAGAGAAAGAGAAAGAGAAAAGAAGGACUGCGCCCUGAAACUAGAAAUAUGCGAAGUUGAAAGUGAUAUACAUCAAAAAGAAGUAAACGAACUCAGGCUUCAAUUGAAUGGAACAGAAUUAGAGCUGAGAAUAAUUCUAGAAAUGUCAACAACUCACCUUGCACCUACUGUGGCAAAAGAGGUCACGCCUCAAAUCAUUGCAGGUUCAAAAACAACAGGAGGUGGAUUUGGAGACCAAAAUCUUCAAAUCAAACUAAAAAAUCUAACCAGUCAGGACCCAAGCAGGCUUGGGUACCUAAAAAUAAGUAAUCAUGUCUUGCAAGAACACCACAAGAAGAAUCGAAAAGGAAAAUGGUAUCUCGACAGCGCGUGUUCCAGACAUAUGAAGGGUGACAAACAAUUAUUCAAAUCAAUCACCAAGCUAGAUGGAGAAACAAUUACAUUUGGUGACAAAUCCAAAGGAAAUGUUAUUAGUACUGGAAAGGAAAAAGAUCAUCAAACUAAGUCAGCUAAUCAACAAAAUCAACCAGUUGAAGCUCCUUCAGAAGAUCAUGACUUAUCUCCACCAAAUCAAUCGACUAACAUAUCUUCUGGGAAUACUCCAAAUGAAUGGAGGAACGAACCAGGAUAUCCUCGCAAAUUCAUUAUUGGAGAUCCACAAGAAGGAAUAACUACCAGGAGAUCACAAAAGAAUACGUCUCAUAUAGCUCUCAUUUCUCAAAUUGAGCCCAAGAAGAUUGAUGAAGCUCUAAAUAUUCUCAUUGGAUCAACGCUAUGA